AUAUUAUUUAAAAUUGCAGAUGUAACCGAGAGGAGAAAUAAGGAUAGUGUAACUUACCAGACAUUCGAAUUAAAGAGGUGGAUGGCAGUGUGAGAGAGCUGAAACCUCAUCUUUCAUAGCUGGGAGUCUGAUGUUGUCCAGAGUGCCAAAUCUAGAAAUGGAGAAGAUCAGCAUUUUGAAUUAUGGAAGAAGAGUGUGCCACUGGUUACAUUUGUUCUCUUAUUUCUCUGAUAAUUUCUAAACGGGUUCCUUCUCCAACCAUUAAAUGUUGGUAUUUUCCAGGGAUCAGUUCAUGGCCUCUGCUCACACGACACACGCACACUCUGAGCUAGUUCAUUCACAUAAAUGGCUUCAACAACCUCCUGUGGAAUUUGAGUCCCAGAUCUCGUCUCUCUAACCUGGUGGUUAUCCUUCAUGCGAGAUCUGCAUCUUCAGACGUUUCCUUCUACACGUCCCAGCAGCACUUUAAAUUUAACGUGUCCAAAUAGAAAUCGUUAUCUUACUCAUGAAAUCUGUUUCAGUAUUCCUUUUUAAACAGCUAUAUUGAAGUAUAAUUUAUAUGCCAUAAAAUUCACCUAUUUUAGCUGUAUAAUUCAGUGACAUCAAAUUUGCAGCCACCUCAACAACCCAAUUUUAGAACAUUUCCAUCCGUCUAAAAAGAUCCGUUUUGCUCAUUUGCAGUCAUUUUCUUUUCCCAGCCCCACUUCCAAGCAAUCAUUAAUCUAUUUCUGUCUGUAUUGAUUUGCCUUUUCUAAAGAUUUCAUGUAAAUGGAAUCAUACAACGUGUGACUUUUGUGACUGGCUUCUUUCACUUAGCGUGUUUUAGAAGUUCAUUCAUGUUGUAACAUGUACUAAUACUUCACUCCUUUUUAUUGCUGAAUAGUAUUCCAUGGCAUGGUUAUACCACAUUUUGUUUGUCCAUUCAUCAGUUAAUGGACAUGUGAGUUGUUCUCUAGUUUGGGGCAUUGUUAGUAAUGUUCUAGCUAUAACACUCAUGUUUUUGUGUGGAUCUGUAUUCCCAUUUCUCUAGGAUACAUGUAUCACCAAUAUAUGUUUAACUUUUUAAGAAACUAUCAAAUUAUUGUCCAAAGUGGCUGUGCCAUUUUACAGUCCCACCAGCAACGUAUGAGGGUUCCAGUUUCUCUGUAUUCUUGUCAGUGCUUGUUAUUGUCUGUCAUCUUUAUUAUAGCCAUUCUAGGUGUGAAAUGGUAUCUCACUGUGGUUUUUAAUGUACGUUUCCCUAAUGGAUACUUGCCAGUCAGCCUUGAUAUUUUUUCCUUCUUUUGUACGCUGCUCUCCCAUUCUGUGGAUGGACCUAUUAAGUAUAUAUUUAAUCCUCUCUCUCCUUUACCCUCAUUCCCAUUGCUUUAUUCAUUAUUCUUGAUUAUUAAAAUGACCUCCAAACUGCUUUCUCUGAUACGUUCCGUUUUCCACACUGCUGUCAAAAUGAGUUUUCUAAAGUGCAGAUGUCAUCAUGUCACGCCUUUGCUAAAAACCUCUCAAAAGGUCUCCAUUGCCUUGAAGAUAAGGUCUACCAUCUGGUCCCUGCUUAUUUUACAGCAUCUGUUCUUGUCACUCUUUCCCCCACCAUCCCGUCCUCCUACGAACCCACACACACUCCACACACAUACACUGCGCACGUCCUCACCUGAAAUCCCCCUGCAACUAUCUGAAUACAUAAAGGAUUUUCUUCCUUCUGUGUCUUUGAACAUGCUGUUGCCUCUGUCUGGAAUGUUCAUCCGUCUCUGCUGGCAAGCUCUCAUUCAUUCCUCAAAGCUCAGCAGAACUAAUUACUCCCUCUUGGAAUCUUUCUCUGAUUCUCCUUAAUAGUUAAGAUUUGUUUUUGUAAGUGUUAAUACAGUGACAGAAAUAGGUGUCUGUGAGAAUUAUUAGGUUGAAUGGCAUGAAACUGUAGUUUUUUUAAGUCCUGCUAUGGUCUAUAUGUCAGCCUAAAACAUUCUUGUAAUUGCUUGUUCCUGUUUGUGUGUCUGUCGUUUGUUAAAGACAGUAAGCCACUUACUGCAUGUUUGUUCAUAGAUGAGUGAACAAAUAAAUUAUUCUUAAAGCCCAAGGCUUUCAUUUAGAGUGAAAAGUUACCUUGAAAAACAUUGGGUCGUCGUCUUUGGAAUCAUGUCGCCUCAAAGGUUGUUUAUUUGUAUUGUGCAAAAAAUUAUUAAUGCCAAACCAACUGCCAUGAUAUGUCUCUUAAUACGUCUUGACUAUCCUGAAUGAAGCCACAGAUUUUUCUCUCUCACAUACAAUUUAGUAGUCAUUUUCAUGUUAGUGGACAGCAUCACAGUUCCGUAGUUCAAAUAAGAUAAUAAAGGUUAUUAAUUUUUCACAUUUUAAAGUCCAAACAAAAUUUUGUAUAUGUGUGUGCAUGUAUGUAUGUAUAUAUGUGUGUGUGUGUAUAAGAUUGUAACUGUGUAAAAAUUGCCUUUGAAUGUGGGAGAUAGUAAUGAAAACUGUUUUCAGAAUUUGGGAUUAUAUGAGUUUAUUUUAAUAUUUUCUUAAACAAGCAAAUGUAUGCUUCAGUGUUUUACAUCAAUCAAGUAGUAAUAUCUGAAUUGUGGUUUUAGAAAAGAUAACCAUCUGAAUGGUUGGCAUACUUUAGGUAAUUACAUGAUUAGGAACUUCAUUUAAACACAAUUAUAGUUUUAGUCAAUAUUUUAAGUUAUUUAUGAUUUUUAAGCCUCAUAUCUUCCCCUCCAUGCGUACGUUACAGCUUUGAUAGUUUGCAGAUCGUUAUAUUGCCAUAAGUAUUAGUCAUAUUCAGUGAUUAUAUUCACUUCAAAUUGAACAUGGUGUUGUGUGCUUUAUUGUGACUAUGCUUUCAGGUUUGUAAGUAUUUCAAAUCAUCAUUUAUAUAAGUGUUACAUGGUUUGUAAGGAAAUUCCUUUUUUUAAAAACCCUGUGGAACAUUUGUCCAUUAGCUCCACAUUAAAAUUCUUUUCUUCACAAAGGUCUACAACACUCUGGAAUUAUCUAGACAUGCAAAGUUAAGUUAGGAGUCUAAAAAAUGCAGUUUACUUUAUAACUUAAAAAGUUGGACAGCGAUUUGAGAGUGCAGCUUAGUACAACUUCUUUUCUAAUAAAAUUUUGUUCCACUUGCAACUCUGAACAUGUGGACUGGAAGGGGCGGUCCCCUUGGCCGGUGCCUGACCUCUGUGCACAUGUUGGUCUUUGUCUCAGCCUCGCCCACACUGCACGCUGCAGCCCCAUAAAUCAGGCUUUUGACGUGUUACAAAAGGAAGGCACAGCUGCUCUAGUCCGCAGUUUUCAAAAACUUUUGCAAAGCUGCAUAUCCAACAAAGUUUACUGUUGUAUGAAUGUAAGUCUUUACUGAGGUGCUGUUUUUCAACCCUAAACUUUUGACCAAGAAUGAAACUAUUUAAAAAUUAAGAUGCCAACAGAUCACGAAGAGCCCUGUGGUGCCAGUCAUAGGUCCUUUUGCCUGAAUGGAGGGAUAUGUUAUGUGAUACCUACUAUUCCCAGCCCGUUUUGUAGAUGCAUUGAAAAUUAUACAGGAGCUCGUUGUGAAGAGGUUUUUCUCCCAAGCUCCAGUAUCCAAACCAGAAGUGACCUGUUCGCAGCUUUUGUGGCACUGGCUGUUCUAGGAACUCUUAUCAUUGGAGCCCUCUAUUUCCUCUGCAGAAUCAGCCACCAUGUGGUGAGAAGCCUGAACAGCACCAAGAACCCGCUCCAGCUGAUCUCCCAGACAACGGCAGUGCCAACUACCAGCCAUUUGAAUAAGCCAUCUCAGACAUCCAGCUCAGUUGAAUCUUUAGUUGACGCCAGAUUUAGCUAUCAGUUGACUACAAACACAGAGACCCCAAGCAGAAACUGCCCAGCUGUCAUCCCGCAGAACCGAAGAGCCACCUUCAGAGGGCCGGCUCCGCCCAGUGUGACCUCAGCCUGGUGGAGACCAGCAGCACCGGCGCCCACCACCGUGAAGGUGAAUUUCCUAUUAGCUGUAUCACACAAGCCAUUUUUUUCCCCAAGGAAAGCCAUGCUAUCUCAGUGCGUGAAGUUACAUUGCUGGCCAUGCUGUGUCACACAGAUUCCUGUCAUGGAGAACACUGAAGAAAUAUCGCAGUGAACCCACAUCACUGCUUUGUUACAAAGGCAGAAAAUGAACCACCAUAAGGUAAAAGAAAUGGAAAGAUUUAAUCCUUCUUUGUUCCCUAACAGACUUAGUUAUCAUCCCGUGAAACCGUCAGGCCCGCAGUGAGGCGGGCGUUUCUGUGACGUGUGUCACUAGCUCGUGCGCAGCUGGUCGUCAGGGCGGUGGUGGCGGUCCUGUGUGGAAGGUGCGCUGGUGCAAACAUGCUUCUUCCCAGUAAGCCUGUGUGGUGAGGCAGAGGCAGACUUUCUCACAACUGAGGAGAAACUCUUAGCAGUGUAUUAAGAAAAAUGAUGAAAAUCCUUUAAGGCCAAGGAGCGGCUGGUGUCAUGGCUUCUGCCCAGCCUUGGCCUGUGUUAAGCUGUCGGGGGAACCGCAGGUACAGGGGAGCUGUGCACACGUUCCACCUGGUGAUUAGGGAAAGCACUGACUGAAGAAAGCUACCUCAUAUUUUUAAUAGUGAUGAAAUGGUUUCUAUUAAAGCAAUUGAUUUUAAAUAUCUAUGUCUGAAAGGAAGAAACAAAGACCCAAAAGUUUAAGUCUACAAAAGAUGGACUAAUUCUCAGUGGAGAUGCUAGUGGAAAUUUAGGAUUAUUGUUUUUGUUACUUCUCAGGUUAAAAAAAUUCCAAACUUGUUUUCCCAUAAGCUUUUUUUUUUAAGGCCAUGAUUUUGCCGAACAUGAGGUUUCCCUCUUAUUAGGGGCAAUGUAAAGAACUCAUUAGGCCAGAUCAAUGUCUCCAGUUUUUCCAACUGUGUAGUUACCCUAAAACAUAAUAGAAACCAAUAGUGACUUUCAGGAUGUAUGACAGUAAACCGUCGUGGAGGAGCUUGGAGCAGUGAGUGUUGCAAAGGUCUGGAGCUAGUGAAUAGACGCGGCAGAGGAGCAGGCACUGCUGAAUGUAACAGCCCACCUGUGACCUCCUCCCCGUCAAGCCAGUUUCUCCACAUCCUUGCCAACACUUGUUUUUGGUUUUUUUAGUAACAGCCACCCCAAUGGGUAUGAAGUGGUAUCUCGUGGCUUUGAUUUGCAUUUCCCUAAUGCUUAGUGAUG
This is a messenger RNA of Vicugna pacos (alpaca), 5175 nucleotides long. NCBI's taxonomy places the organism in Eukaryota, Metazoa, Chordata, Mammalia, Artiodactyla, Camelidae. The record is from RefSeq and is a predicted model, not a curated record.